GAGGGGCGGCGCGUGCCGCGGGGGGCGCGGCUGGCACCGGAGCGGGGAGGCGGCGCCGGGCAUGGGCAGGGGACGCGGCAGCCCCACGGCAGGGGCAGCGGGCGGCGGGGGCGGAGGCGGCGGCAGCUAGCGCCCUGCCCCGCGCCGCCUCCCUCGGAGCGCUCGCCCGGCGGACUCGCAGGCGGCGGACCGGCCCCAGGUGGUGGAGAGUUGGGGAGGAUCCAGAGGACAUACCGUAAUCAUUUCCUCCUUUACCUUCUCCCUGCCAAGGCUGCAGGGAAGGGCCCGGCCUCCGCGAGGAACCCCUGGUGCAGAGACCAGCUCGGAAGUCAGACGUUGCCGGCAAAGGCUGGGCCUCGGCUACAUUUCCAGAACCCUCUCGUCAAGAUGGUAGACACAGAAAGCCCGGUUUGCCCCCUCUCCCCACUCGAGGCUGACGAUCUGGAAAGCCCAUUAUCUGAAGAAUUUCUACAAGAAAUGGAAAACAUCCAAGAGAUUUCUCAGUCCAUCGGCGAGGACGGUUCUGGAAGCUUCAGUUUCGCGGAGUACCAGUAUUUAGGAAGUGGCCCAGGAUCAGACGGAUCUGUUAUUACGGACACCCUCUCACCAGCUUCAAGCCCCUCGUCGGUCACGUACCCAGUGGCGGCCGGUAGUGCUGAUGAACCUUCCAGCAUAGCCUUGAACAUUGAAUGUAGGAUCUGUGGGGACAAAGCUUCAGGCUACCAUUACGGAGUUCAUGCGUGUGAAGGCUGUAAGGGUUUCUUCCGGCGAACCAUUCGGCUGAAGCUGGCCUAUGACAGAUGUGACCGCAGCUGCAAGAUUCAGAAAAAGAACCGGAAUAAGUGCCAGUACUGUCGUUUCCACAAGUGCCUUUCGGUCGGGAUGUCCCAUAACGCAAUUCGCUUUGGACGAAUGCCGAGAUCUGAAAAAGCAAAACUGAAAGCAGAAAUUCUCACCUGCGAACAUGACCCGGAAGAUGCAGAAACAGCAGAUCUGAAGUCCCUCGCCAAGAGAAUUUAUGAGGCCUACCUCAAGAACUUCAACAUGAACAAGGUCAAGGCCCGGGUCAUCCUGGCAGGGAAGGCCAGCAACAACCCGCCCUUUGUCAUACACGACAUGGAGACAUUGUGUAUGGCCGAGAAGACUCUGGUGGCCAAGCUGGUGGCCAACGGUAUCCAGAACAAGGAGGCCGAAGUCCGCAUCUUCCACUGCUGCCAGUGCACGUCUGUGGAGACCGUCACCGAGCUCACCGAGUUUGCCAAGUCCAUCCCUGGCUUUGCCAACUUGGACUUGAACGAUCAGGUCACUUUGCUGAAAUACGGAGUUUAUGAGGCCAUAUUUGCCAUGCUGUCUUCUGUGAUGAAUAAAGAUGGGAUGCUCGUAGCAUAUGGAAAUGGUUUUAUAACUCGUGAAUUCCUGAAGAGCCUAAGGAAACCGUUUUGUGAUAUCAUGGAACCUAAGUUUGACUUUGCGAUGAAGUUCAACGCGCUGGAGCUGGAUGACAGUGAUAUCUCCCUUUUUGUGGCUGCUAUAAUUUGCUGUGGGGAUCGUCCCGGCCUUCUAAACGUGGGACACAUCGAGAAAAUGCAGGAGGGCAUUGUGCACGUGCUCAAACUUCACUUGCAGACCAACCACCCGGACAACAUCUUUCUCUUCCCAAAACUCCUUCAAAAAAUGGCAGACCUCCGGCAGCUCGUCACUGAGCACGCGCAGCUCGUGCAGGUCAUCAAAAAGACCGAGUCUGACGCCGCCCUGCACCCGCUGCUGCAAGAAAUCUACAGGGACAUGUACUGAUGGGUUGAAGGUAAAACACCCAGGCCACGUUGCCAAGGACUUCUGAAGUCGACAGCACUACAGAUGGGGAACGGGAGCAACAUCCGCUAUGCACAAAUUCCACCAUUUUCACCUUAGAGAAUGGGACCGACGAGCCUUAGGUAACCGGAACCCUAGACCACAUUUCUUUCUUUUUCACACCAGUACUUCUGAGAGCGUGCAAAGUAUUGGACUGGUGGGGACAGGUAUCUAUAAGCAGUUUUUCUUAGGAAAUGAAGGGGAAUGAUGCCCAGUGGUUUGAUUUUAACUCACCUGAUGUUAAUCAAUGCAGAUUUCUUGAUAUCACAUGAAUAACGUAGCACUGAAUUAACUGGUGAUCUCGAAAUAUGUGGUCUGUCUUCUCCUUUUGCAACCUUUGGCUGUUGUGCUCCCUUAUCAUUUUUAAACUAAUCAGCACUUUUUAACUUUUAUAAUCCUAUAAAUCUAGAUGAAUCCAAAGGUUAAGUAUUUUUUAAAAAGCAGCAAAAUAUUUAUUGGAAAGACCUUAAUUCUGUUUCCUGAAUUUGAAGACAGACAACAUGCUGUUUCUUAAUCAUAGGAUUUAAAAUUUCAAAGGAUCUUUUGAUAAGCUAUCCAAACGCAGCAGUCAGUUGGUUUUCACUGUGUUCAUGGUUGUGACUUAGGUGGAAGGGCCUGUUGGCAGGCUUGUGUAGACCAUCCCAGAAAGCCGCAUCUCGAGACGGCCCCUGGAAUCGAUUCUCUGCCUGCUUUGAGCUGGCGUCGGGGCAGCAGGAGCAAGACAAACGGGAAGUGUGUCAGCUCUCCGUCCCUCUGACCUGCUCCCUAUCAAAUGGGAACCAACUGAGUCAGGUAGUUUGGGGGCCAUGAUAGCGUUUUGAGGGGCGAACUGACAAGUUGCUUGUCAGUGCUCCUCUGGGCCCCGUGUGUCAGUGCAGCUCCUUGGUCUUUUCCUGUGUUGCUUUCUAAAGUACGCAGCUUUAUUUUUUUUAACUCUUGGUGGCAGUGGCUGCACCCGAGCGUAGAAGGUGAGACAAACAGGACUUUAGAGCAUGGGCCCUGGGGGGACCAUGUGGAGAAGGAGGGGGGCAGACACAGUGUCCUUCAUGGGGCAGUUUUCCGAUUACAUACGGAAGGCAGCUUUCCUGACAUCUGAGAUACUUGUUUCAGCCUAAAGCCCGGUGUGGUUAUGAAAGCAGUGUUCCUCAUGGUUCUCGUCCAGAGCAUGUGGAUCUAGAAAGACUCUCUCUUUUUGUCCACCAUAGUACGUAAGUGUCCUGUGAGGGGAUUUGCAGCUGCCCUGCCCUCCAGGCCAGCCAGGCCUGAGCCUGCCAGAGCUUGAAGUGGAAGCCGGAGAGGAGGGGUGUGGGGGAGCCCCCCCCGCCCCGGCCACCUGCCUCUGACCCCCUGCCUCCUGGCAGCUCUUACGACCUGGUUGUGCCCUUGGCGCCCCUCCCCCUCCGUCUCCAGAAGACUUGUCUCUGUAAGGUCACUCUACUACUUGCUGUCGAGGAAUGAUUAGGAUUGAGAUUGAUCAAGAUCCUAAGGUCAGCAUCCUGGAAAUGCGAAAGGAGCGAGAAUGAUAAAACUGCGAGAUUUCAACUAGAAAAGGCAAAUGUGACAACAGGCACAUCCUUCUCAAAAUUAAACCUUAGUGGUAGUUUUCGUUUUUAUCUUGUUGAGAGGUCCAAUCAAGGGAUCUGUUGGAAGCAAAUAAAAGUAUUUCCACGUAUGAAUGACACCCGUCAAGAGGUCACCCAAAGCCAGAGGGCAUGUCUGUGUGGGCGUUCUUCCUUAAGACAAGGCCCCCUGGGCCGCUGCUGCAUCUGUGUCACCUCCGUCGUCCACUGGCUUUCUUCUCACAUGCCCCACGUGGAUGCCAUUCAGAGACAUGGCCUCAGAAAGGGACCCUCGAGCUCAGGCUUUCACGAAAGUCGCCCAUUCAUGGUUCUGUUUCCAUAAAACUUACUUUUUAAAAAGCUCCUUAUCUCAUGCAUUCUGCUACCGAAGGCAUGGGUUCUGCGUUCCUAGUGUCAGUGAGCUUUUGGCUCUCUUGGGGCCCAGCGAGACGCCCAGAGAUGCUCCCGGUGAGACCACAAAGGAGGCUGCAGAGACUGCGGCUCGAAAGUCACUUAAAUUUGUUCACUGGUACAGAUAGGAAGAAAAUCACAGAUUCUUGUUCGUUUUAAAUAACAGUCACAGAUUGCCAUGCGGAAUGUUCAGCCCACCUAAUGGAAGAUUUCUCAGACCAGAUUUGUCAGAUAUGGGCAAAUUAUUCACCCGUUCAAAAUACUGUCGCAUUUCCAGUAGGGGCUCGUUAAAGCACAUUUAUUGCCUGCUGGGUUUCAGCAGACAUCAGCAUGAAGUGGGGUAGAUCUGACAGAACAGGUUUGAGAGCCUCAGACCAGGGCAAAGAGCCCCUCCUCUGCUGGGGAACUGGGCACGCGAUGCAGCUCCCCAUGCCACCACCUUGACACCCUUAGACAAGUCACCAUCUGUAGCCACAAGUGCCAGAUGCCUCAGAAACCACAAAAUUACCAACACCCUUUGUCUGUAGGCCUGACAAGGACAAUUCCUGAACCCAGCAGCCAGCUCCAGCUUGGGAGCCGGCCUGGCCCUCUCUCCCUAGUCCCACAGUGUCCCUCCCCUUCGUCCUCCUGGGCACUUCCAGCUGGGUAUCCCACACGCAGAAUCCUGCCCCUGCCACGCUGAGGGCUGUGCACACCGGUGGCCAUUUUGGGGAAGCCCAGCAUCUUCAAAAUCAGCAAGCAAGCGAAUGUACCAGCAUGAGCGGGAGGCAGGGACGGUUUGGGAAUCUUCAGAGUGCCAGUGAGCUGCUGCUUUCUUCCCACCUUGCUCUCGAGUUUCCCUGUGGCCUUAUAGCUCUCAGAUGAGAUGCACUCCAGGCAUCUCCCUGAACAGCAGGUGUACAUAUAUCAAAAAGAAUGUGAAGUCCAGGAGAAGAACCUUGGUGCACAGUGCAUUCAGGAAUGCCUACGAGAGCUAUUUUAAAGGGACUCCUCGUUUUGAGAACAAGAAUAUAUCUUUCUGCAUUUUGGAUGCGUUUCUUACACUGGGCCAGCUGAAACUCUAAGGAAACAAACAGCCUCAAGGAUGGUGUGGGGGUUCCAGAGACAGGGCAGCAUCCUAAGAUCAGGACAGAAGCUCAAGCAAGGCACAAGUGGAAUCCUUUGUUUAAUGUGUGAUAAGUAAACUAUUAAUUUAGCCACUACUGUUUCCCCAAAUCUAUAGCAUAACAGCUACCUCAAUACAGUACAUCUAAAGACACAGUUAAAAUUAAGGUACAUGAAACACUCGGGGUCCUUUUGCAGCACCUAUAGUCAGAUCAUUUGUGAGUAAGAUUCCAAAGUUACUCACCUUUGCUUGAUUGCACACUGAGAGGUGGAAGGUCAUGUGACCCCUUAAAGACCCUUUGGUAGUUUAAAGAGUGCCUCCAAGAUACACACGUGCAGAAGCUGCUGCCCCAGUUUGGUGGCCCUGAGGUGGCGCAUGACCUGGGUCAAGAAGUGGGAACAGUGACUGGCCACAGGGACCCGCCCUGCUCCUCGGUUGUAGCUGCUGGCCGCGGCAGCUGGCUCAGGGAGAGACCCUUCCGGACGAGGCUGGAAGCAGAUGCCUCCGGGCCGACUUAACUGGGCAGUGACUGUCCAACGCGCACCUGGGCCUCUGUGCUGCCUCUGGGCACUUCCUGCCUCCUCCUCACUUCUUCAAACCACCAAGCACCUUAGAUACCUUAGAUACCUAUCCACUGCAUACUGAUGGUUGUGGUUUUUUGGUUUUUUGGGUUUUGGUGUGUUUUUUUUUUUUGUCUCUACCCAGUGGCCACACCCGUCUCCGGAAUGUCUGACAGAAGCCGGUUCAGAGAGGGUGCGCCGCUUCAACCAGCCCGCACUGCAGGUGUUCCCGGAGGGGUCACUUGCUUAAAGCCUUUAAGUUCACAGCUGUGGUUCCAUUCAGGACGGCAAGGACAUCCCGCUGUGCAAGUCGCCAGCUACAAUCGGUGCGACCCACGAGAGCUUACUGAUUAUUAACAAGUGUCCGUGGAAGCUUUUUCCCACGUACCGAGUCUUCACAGUGUCGGCCCAGCCCGGCACCGGUGGCUCCAAAGCCAGGCCCCUUGUGCUUGUUCUUCUCCUCUUAAAUGUGGCCCCGCUUCUUGGAACUCUUGGUCCAAGCUGAUUUAUAGGGCUCCCCUGGGAUUAAGGAUUCUUGCCAGGCUCCAAAGGUUGCAGCCUAUGUUUUUUUUGCUGGGAUAUAAAUACAUAUACAUUAUUAUAUAUAUUUAGGUGCCAUUUUAAUAGAAUUCAGGAAAAUGGUCAUUGACCUCCAGCCUGUGACACGCACUGGAGUAAGAACAAAGGCAGUGAACUUUCGUCUGACUCAGGAGAGGGGAUCCAUUAAUUUCUCUGGAAACCACAAUGCAAAUUAGAGGUGAUAUUGAAAGUUUUAGAAGAAGAAAAAAAAGACAAUCUUCAUGUGUCAUUUUAAGGAAUUAGAGUUCCCUCCGUUACGCUGUUUUUGUGCAGUGCAGCUGGGUGUCUUAAUACUUCCGUGGAGUGGGCCGAGGCUUGUAAAGGCUUUGGGGGUGGCCCACGUAUCAGGACAGCAAGUGAGAGGCUGGCGGCCAGGGUUCGGUCUGAGCUGCCCUUGCAGCAUGAGGCCUGGAAUGCCUUCUCAGGUCUGGCGUGGGGUUCUCAGCGGACCAUUUGCUUCUCGACAUUUCAGUCUAGGACAAGGACAAGUGUCACUGUGUACUACCCUACCUCAGGAAAGUGGGGGGGACCAUGUAAUGUGGCCCAGCUGAAAUACAUACAGCCACAUCCUUUUGGAAUUCCUUGCCAAACAGAACAGACUAACCUGCACCCACGUUCAAAGUCACAUCUUGACUGAAGCAAUGGGGAACAUCAAGGACUCCAGUGGCCCACUAGCUGUUCAGUGCAUUAUCUGCCAAAA
Molecule: messenger RNA, 6765 nt
Organism: Lutra lutra (Eurasian river otter)
Lineage: Eukaryota; Metazoa; Chordata; Mammalia; Carnivora; Mustelidae
Gene: PPARA
Product: peroxisome proliferator activated receptor alpha
Exons: 8
Coding region: 388-1794 (468 amino acids)
Biological process (GO): hormone-mediated signaling pathway; positive regulation of transcription by RNA polymerase II; cell differentiation
Cellular component (GO): nucleus
Molecular function (GO): RNA polymerase II cis-regulatory region sequence-specific DNA binding; nuclear receptor activity; zinc ion binding
Source: RefSeq, a predicted model, not a curated record